AUUACAAUAAAUUUGAUCUCCUACACCUAGAAUUUCUAUCCACCAGACGUCGAAUUUCCGUCACAUCCUCGCCAUCACGACAAACUACCCAGCGAGCGCAACCGCGAGUCGCCGCCUCGCACAAUGAGGCCGUGAGAGACGCAAGACGAUCGAGCAUGUUUAUGGGCGCUUACUCGAAGAAAUAUAAAGAGCGAGAGAGAGACAAACGGCUGAUGCGACGUGACUUGUUGAGGCAAGGUCACUCUGAUCACUGCGACGCCGUGAGGCGUGCAUCUCGCGAGACGGCGCGCAGGCAAAGAAUGCUCGACGAGAAGAAGCGAAGCGACGAGGAGGCAGAAAUGAGGAGGAGAGAAGAAGUGCUCGAACAGCGCAGACAGCAGCAACGGGAGGGGAUGAACAUGAUGCGAAGUCAUCGCAAAAUGCACUCGGGAAAGAAGAACGGGGACGGGAAUUCGAAACAGCAGGAAAUCGACGUGCAAUUUUAUGGGAAAGCCGGUUUGUGUAAAUCAUUGACACACGGUGUGACGAAGCUGAACGGCGUGAGAAUAGUGCAAGGAUCAAGAGUUGAGAUGACAUCUCGUCCAUGGAAAACAAGUCACAUGGCAUUCGGUUUAGAAGGUGCAGCACGAGCAGUCAGCAACAACAAACCCACACAAGCCGAUAUACAAGUGAACAGAGACAGUUUGGAAGGCACACCAAUUUCUCCUGAUGAAGAGAUGCAUCCAAGUGUGACUAACACAAAUUCAGAUGUCAGAGAUGUUUUGUCUUAUUCAGCUGGCAAUGGACCUACUGCGGCGUUUAUGAAGUCUCAUACACGUGGACACAGAGCUGUACAGAGUAGUGACCUUGCAUUGGAAGACGUGGCAACUGAUGAUGUAUUGGAGGGCAAUGGGAGAGACGUAACUUUAUUACGAAUUAUAGGAAGAGGAGACGAACAGAAGAGAACAAGGGAUGCUGAAGUUGAUGUGUCGAUGGACAGCAUUGAAGGUGAAGUAGAUAUCAACGAAGUGAAUCGAGACGAACACUUUGAAUUAAAAAUACUUGAAAAGGAUCACAGAGAGUCACACAAAGAUCAAACAAGUGGAACAUCAGGAUAUGAAGCGGCAGUAUCUGAUUAUAGGGAUUCUAGUGUUGACUCUCAUUUUGUCUCUGCUGGAGGGCAGGCACUUAGUAACAAGCAAAUGUCGUCUCUGUGGAGGCAGACACCGCGCGGAAAACCUUUACAUUGUGCUAGUGAAUCACAGUCAAGUAACGUAAACGAGAGAGCUGCUGAUGCAUUGAGAACUUGUGAGCAUGAGCAACCAAGGGAAGGAAACACACAUGUAACUAGUGUGUCAUCUUUGUCAGUAAAUGAUAGUCUAGAUAAUACGAUACAACAGGAAUCUAAGUCUCACGUAACUACGUCUCUAGAGAGCAGGAAAUUUGUAAUGAGUAAUGAGGACUUAGUGUCUAAUCAAUCAGUCAGUGGUGGAGGAAGUGAGGAGAGAAGGAUGAAGUCACAAUACAAUGAGAUGAGCAUGAAACGACGGACAGCUGUUGAUGGUUUGGAGAGAAAUCAAGGGAAACAUGGACAUCUCUUCAUGUCAUCGGUCGUGAUGAAUACUCCCGCGUCUUCAACCGUUCAGGCAGCUUUGAGUCAAUAUCUAGCCAGUCAAUCGUCAGAGACGAUAAACCACGUUACUAGCAUCUCAAGUAGAAACUCGAGUUUGUUAACCAGUGAUGCACAUUCUGCUCACGCACGUACAGCUCACGCAUGUACACAAGACGUGAAAAUCGACACAUUGAAUGUACAGCCAUCUGUUGCUAUAGCAACCAAGCCUGUUGACAACGUGGAGAAAAGAGUUGCCGGAUAUAGACUUCGCGAGGUGGCGUCCGAACAGAAGCUGACAGGAAUACUGAAGAAGUCGAGCAGCAACAGACCAAGUUCUGCAUCUCGUGCGGAUAUGUUGCGGUCAUCAUCGUGUGACAAAGCUGCUGCUGCAGAUAUAAUGAAGAAAACCGUACGAUUUGCAGACGUUCAACAGCAAGUGAAAGCGUCAUCACCUCUGGAUGAUUACCCACACGGUUCGUCUGUUAGAUUUCGAAGGAAACGUGCUGCCAGUGCGCCUGCUAACUCACGAACAGCAAGACAACAAGACACAGAGCGUGUGGUUGUACAGCACGAGGCUCUAUCUGUCGUUAGCGUAGCAAGAAAAGCGUCACAGAAUCGACAGAACGCAAGAGGAUACAGCAGAACAACGAAUGGACACACAACAACGAGAAGAGUUUGGGAACCGAAAGUUGUGAUUAAGAGUGAAUCAUCUGGGUCUGGUGACGAUGUAGUUCAGGAAGAAAGUCGAGUGGAUGACGAGGAACGUAGAGAUGAGGAUAAAAUCGGACAAGAGCAGGUGGAUGUUGAUCAGUUGGACGUCGAUGUGGGGGCAAGUAUUGCAUUAGAUAAGACACCAACUGAUGACGAGAUCAACCAGUUGUGGAACACAGUGAGAGCACGACUGCAGCACGAAUCGAGUUAUGACACACUCAAAGGAUUGAUCUCGUCCACGUCCAGAUCGACUGGUGAGACAGCGAGAUCUACGAACAUGCCAGCGACGUCUGAUGGUAGCGACACAGCCGAACAUCAGUCAACUAAACAGACAACUAAUGUUUACGUGCGCAAUCGCUCGCAACUGACGAACAGACCAACGAUGGCUGCUCGUGUCUUCACAGUUAGGGAUCCUCCUCAAGACUCCAUAAAGCCGGUACAUGCAGCGAUGCCCCAAACACAGACUCCGGUUACUACCAGUCAGUCGGCGUCUCAUUUGCCAUUGGAGUGUGGGUUUGUGGAGACGUCUCUGUAUUCCGAUUCUCGUCAAACUGUAAUGAGUCGGCAGCCUGUGUAUGUGAGACAUUAUCAACAACAGGCGGAGAUGGCAUUAGCGAGGGGUUUGAUGCGGAUGCUUCCCACUGCUGGUAGGAGUAAUGGGUUGCCAGGUAAUGUGAAAGAAGGUCAUACGGGCUAUAGUGGCGGUGACAGGGUGAUGGCGAGAAAUGGACAAAGUCAGGCAAUGUCUAAUGGAAAGAAACCAAUGAGCACGUUAUCUAUUGAGGAAAUGCAGGUUUUACGAUCACUGGAAAGGCUUAACAGCAAACUCGACGAGAAGAAAGCUGUCAUGCAGAGUGCACACAAUGCAGUCGGUGGUGCCACCUUCACGGUCAAGACUAUACAACCACAACAGAGACAGAACACGUCGACCACAACUGGAGCUUCCUACAGAACGACUGCCCGCACUAGAUCGUUAUCAGACAUGCCGAAGACUCGAGUGAGACGUAACCCACAAGCGGUCGCCGCCGCAGCAAUCGCCGCUGCUCAAUCGCGUAACUCAAGGACGCAACCUCAUGUACCUGUUCAUAGACAAGCAUACUAUAACAUGUAG
This is a messenger RNA of Corticium candelabrum, 3413 nucleotides long. RefSeq lists its product as uncharacterized. Bases 156 to 3413 code for a protein of 1085 amino acids. The record is from RefSeq and is a predicted model, not a curated record. The transcript has 7 exons. NCBI's taxonomy places the organism in Eukaryota, Metazoa, Porifera, Homoscleromorpha, Homosclerophorida, Plakinidae. Gene Ontology annotation, biological process: cytoplasmic microtubule organization; mitotic spindle organization; non-motile cilium assembly. Gene Ontology annotation, cellular component: centrosome; ciliary base.